AUGUCUACAACGACAGGUAUGUGCAUAAACUAUAUGUUUUAAGGUUUCUUUUGAUAUAUAAUUUGUUUUGUUUAACGAGCGAGCUCACGUGUGGAAAUUCGUUUGAAUUUUAGGUAAUUUUGCAAGUUCGCCAAUGGCGUGCGUGGACAUGUGCUCUUGGGACUGUCAAAAUUGGAAUAAAGAAAAUUUGAUUGCCCUGCUUAAAAACGAUGAAAAACCUGAGUGGUGGAAAGGUAAACAUAAAAUAUGUUAUCGUUUAUUUAAUAAAAUCAUUGAAACAACCUGUAGUUUGGAGGGCAACCAGGAGGAAAGGGUGAAAAGAAGCCUUCAUGUGCUUGAUCCUAAUAUAAUAAUCCCUGCGCAUAUCAAAAACCUUAAAAGAAAGGUAGUCACUAUGCUUGCGAAACACCCAGAGGGUAGCUGUACAGUUAUUUUACAGCUAUAUAAAGAGUACGAGCAGGCAUCUGUUGGCGAUGAGUGUCUGAGACUUGGAAUUACUGACCAAGUAUUGCAUGAUAUACUGAGUGUAAAACAGCAGGGUGUUGGUAAGGCCCCUGUUGUAUUUUUAACUAAUAAGUUGGUAAUAGAGUUAAAUGAAACAAGGGAGUGAAUGGGAAAAUCAUGGGUUGACAUCCUAACUUGGCUACGUGUUUUAAGUAAUGACCAUAGUUUUGGGAAAGUAGAUAGUGUACGCGUAGCCAUUGAACGUGCGGCUGAUCAUAAGCGUGAGUUAGUUCUUCACAAGAAAAAGGGGUUAUGUGAAGAGUAUUUAGCUAAAGAGUUCUUAUUGCCUCAGCAGAAGAGUAUAGAAUCGGUACCAGCUCAAAAUGAUCCUGCAGUCCAAUACCAAAUGUUCUUAGAUCAGCAAGCGAGAGAAAUUGAAGUACUUCUGUCCCAAAUGGAACAUUCGAAUAAAGAAGUUGAAAUGUUGAGUCAACUUGUUAAGGAGCAAAGUGAGGUAGAUAUUGCAAAGGCAAAUGAAGUUAAUAGGUUGCGAUCGAAUCUUCAUGAAAUGCAAAGCAAACAUGAGGCGACCUCCAAGAAAUUGCAAGACGCAAUGGAGAAAUUAAGCAAGGUUUCAGCUCGGAAUAUCAACAAGAAGUUAAAGCGUCGAGAUGUCACCAAUGAGAAGUUAAAAGAAAUGACAACACUUCAACAAGUAGAAAUCGAGAAAAAAGAGACCGACUUGCAAGCACAAGCAAAAACAUAUGUGGAUAUAAUUGAUAGAAAAGAUAAAACAAUUCAAUGGUUAAAUGAAAGAUUGGAUUCUGCACUUGAAGCCAAGACCAAGGCACAGAAAUUAAAGUCAUAUUAUAAAAGCAAAGCAGUAUGUCAGAAAACAGAAGGUCCUUUGUUUUCAAAAAUUUCAGAAUUAAAAUCCCAUAUUGCCGAGCUUGAAAAUGAAGUUGAAGUUUUGCAGGAACAUAUUCAAGACUUUCUAAAAACCCCAAUCGUAAGAACAUUCCAGAAUGGCAAGUAUACCGAUGAGGUCAGGGCAGUAUAUGAAGACCUCUUGUGUUGGGGAGUAGGAGUAGAAAAUGUUCAAAAAGUGGUAAGUACUGUCAUAAAGAACCUUGCAGGUUUAGAAUGUGAGCGACUCCCCAAGGCCACUUUUGCUAGAUAUAUGUAUUUAGAAGCUAGGCGUCUUUCUCAGAUUCAAGUAGCGGAACAGCUGCUUGAUGAGUGGGAUUCGGGUAAUCGCACCCUGCAUAGUGAUGGUACUUCUAAGCAUGGUUACCACUAUGCCACAUUUGAUGUGACAUUAGAUGGUGGCAAUGUCAUGGUAGCUGGGCUGCGGGACAUGGCGUGCGGUGACGCUGAAUCUCAACUAAAUUUAUUGAAAGAAGUUUUAGGUGACAUUACCAGCUCAGUCGAGGAUGAAAAUGCAGAUAAAAAGGUGAUGAAGUCCAUAAAGAAUUUGAUGUCGGACCGCUGCAUUGUCCAAACGAAAUUCAACGAGAUUCUCCAGACAUAUCGACAAUCCAUCCUGCCUGAAGUCGUGGAAGAGUGGGAUAUUAUGGAGGAUGAUGAGAAAUCCAAGAUCUCGAGAAUGAAUGAUCUGUUCUGUGGCCUACAUUACAUUGUUGGACUUGCUGACCAAGCAGAGGAGGCUUUAAGAGUGUGGGACAAGCUCCUGUAUGAUGAAACAAAGGUUGGAAGCUUGAGCCAAGGUGGGUAUAGUAAGGGAGGAGAAAGUGGCACCCUCCGUUUACUUCGAACAGUGUGCAAAGCUGUUCAGGCCAAAGGAUGCGAGCGGUCUGGAAGAGCGGUAUCCUUUGCUGACCACGCCAGAGAGAAUGGCAUUGAGUCAAUACCCCUUGCACCAUUUCUAGGAAAUAGAUUUAAUAUCAUAUUUCAUAAUGGUGGUGGUGAAUUUUAUUUGCAUGAACACCUCAGAUCAUUCUUUGAUAUGAUGAAGGAUGAAAACAAACUGCUGAAGGCAGUUUAUUAUGACUUAGAAGUUUCUUCCUUUUUAGCAGGGUGCAGGGCCCUGGGAUUGAUUAACAAAUUUAUUACAGGUCCAUUGUGGAGAGUCCUUGCAAAAGAGGAUGUAAGUUUCAUGGAUAUGAGUGCUCGAUACCAGCGACUGUUGGAGUGUUUUGAAGAAUGGGCACAAGACUCCACUCCUGUACUCGCAGGUGAAGCUGUGGUGUUUGAUGAUGUCAAACUGAAGAAAGAUUUGUGCUAUGAGAAGCUCAUCAAAGAAGACUCUGAUUGGGAUCCAAUGACAAAGCAAGUCCUCGAGUUGAUAUUUGGAUCAUUUGUUGUUGUAACAAAGCGAAUGUUGACUGAUCACCUGAAGGGUGGUAAGUACGACAAACCCGAUGUCGAAAUGCAAGAUGAAUGCAAGAAUGCUCCUAAGACGAAUGUUGUUCCAGAACGAGAUUUUGGAAUGUUGGAUCGUCUUCUUGCACAAAAGCCAAAUGCGACAACCUUGGUCUUUGAAGGCAUUUUGAUGUUCACAAAGAAUGAUACCAAAGGUUGGAGAGAUUCACUUACCCCAGAGAAGAGAAAGGCAGUUAUGGAAAUGGCGCGAAAUUCAAAGGCAAGCCAGCGACAGCAAUUCAUUGAGCGAAAGGCAAUAAUUAGAAAAAAGAGAGAAGAAAAGCUUGAGAAAGGAAAACAGGAAAAGGAGAGAAAAGAAACCAAGUUAAGAAUGCUAAAGCAAGAUUUAGUUCAGAAAGUGGAAGAACUUGGUGGAAUGUGGAAAACAGACACAUGUGUCGAUGAGCAGGUUGCCAAAAUAACCAAGGAAAAAGAUAAGAAAAUUGCCAUCAAAACCCAGAUACAGUUCCGAAAGAUAGUGCUCGGCGCAAAGCAUAAAGAUAAAAAAGUAUUUCAAAUGUCAUCUGAGAGUAAAGCAUUUAGCAGUCAAGUGCUGGUCAGUAAUCUUAAAGAAAUAAUUCGUCAAUCCAUCGAAGAUAGCAAAAAGGUGACCGAGCCUGAAGACUCUCAAGUUACUCGAGUUGGUCAAAAGCUCAUUUCACAUGAGAAAAUGUUGGAGCAAAAAGAAAUAUACAAACAGCGAGCCAACAAAGAAGUGGAAAAAGCUGGAGGAAAGAGGAAAGGAGACGGUCCGACCAACAAUGAUAAAAGAUCUGCAAAGCGAAAGAAGGAUGGCCAACAAAAUGAAAAUGUUCCAACUAUAAUUGUACCAGUAGAUCUUGUUGGAAAACGGGUCUCUCAUCAUUGUUUCGAGAAUGAUGAAGCUGACUGGUUUGAAGGUGUUGUCAUUGAUAUAAGUGAGACCAAUAACCAGGACCCUGACCUUUACAUCAGAUAUGAUGGUUAUGACUCUCUCUACAUCUUUUCAUACCAUGAUUUUAAAGAUGGUAAUGUCAAACUAAUACCAGUAUCUGAAGAGGAUUUCUUGGGUAAAAAGAUAUCCCAAAGAUUUGAAGAUGAAGCUCAAAAUCACAGCUGGUGGGAAAAUGGCAGAGUACUACAGAUUGUAGAAGGUAGUGAUGACACUAACCCUGAGUUUGUCAUUGAAUUUGACUCCCAACCAGAAAUAGAUGACACUGAGGAUGAGGCAAGUACUGAAAGUGAAGUUUGCAUCUUCAAUUUAUUUGAAGAUUACUUGAAUAAUGACUUGCGAAUACUUUGA
This is a messenger RNA of Paramuricea clavata, 4108 nucleotides long. The record is from the annotation of a GenBank genome assembly. NCBI's taxonomy places the organism in Eukaryota, Metazoa, Cnidaria, Anthozoa, Malacalcyonacea, Plexauridae.